Erpetoichthys calabaricus (reedfish) is the source of this 621-nucleotide messenger RNA. RefSeq names its product germ cell nuclear acidic protein-like. The transcript has 17 exons. Lineage: Eukaryota; Metazoa; Chordata; Cladistia; Polypteriformes; Polypteridae. The record is from RefSeq and is a predicted model, not a curated record. The coding region runs from base 1 to 621 and encodes 206 amino acids.
AUGAGGAGAUACAAAGACACAAGCAAAAAGAUCAAUGUGGUUAUGAUCAAGGAAACUGAAGAUAAUGGGUUUCAACCAAUUGAUGUUACUCAAGUUGAUUCUGCAGAUAACGGGCAUCAGCUAACAGAUGUCUCCCAAGUGCCUUCUACAGGUGAUGCACAGGCUCCGGGUAAGCAGAUUGACUCAUUAGAUAAUGGACAUCAACCAGUAGAUUCUUCAGAUAAUGGACAUCAGUCAGUACAUUCUUCAGAUAAUGGACAUCAACCAGUAGAUUCUUCAGAUAAUGGACAUCAGUCAGUACAUUCUUCAGAUAAUGGACAUCAACCAGUAGAUUCUUCAGAUAAUGGACAUCAGUCAGUACAUUCUUCAGAUAAUGGACAUCAACCAGUAGAUUCUUCAGAUAAUGGACAUCAGCUGUUAGAUAAUGGACAUCACUCAGUAGAUGUGACCUAUGUAGAUUUGUCAGAUAAUGGGCAUAAACCAGUGGACGUUACCCACUUAGAGCCCCUAGAUAAUGGACAUCAGCCAGUCUCUGUAGAUAAUGGACAUAAACCAAUUGAGAUUUCCAUGGUUGAUUCUGCAGAUAAUGGACAUCAACCAGUAGAUUCUUCAGGUAUGUAA